AUGAAGUUUAUCAAUCUUUUCAUGCUCUCUGCUCUCUUCCUAAGCAUCACAAGCUUAGUCAAUGGGGGAAUAACAAGUGGAUAUGUUCGACAAGCGCAACCAUCAACCGAGAUGUCUCUCGAAACCUUUCCUCCUCCUUCUGGCCACAAUGCUCCUGAACAGGUUCAUAUCACGCAGGGAGAUCGCGAUGGACGUGGUGUGAUCAUCUCGUGGGUGACACCAUUAAAUCUGGAUGGUUCUGGCAUCGUUACUUACUGGAAAGCUGGUAGCAGCAGUGAUGUGAAGACGGUAAAGAAGAAGAAACAAGCUACGACUCAAUCUUACAGAUUCCAUGACUAUACUUCUGGAUUUCUUCAUCACGCUACCGUUAAACAUCUUGAGUACGACACCAAGUACAUCUAUGAGGUUGGUACCGAUCAAACCGUUAGACAAUUCCACUUCACAACUCCACCAGAGGUUGGACCUGAUGUUCCUUACACAUUCGGCAUCAUUGGUGAUCUUGGACAAACCUAUGCAUCUAACGAGACCUUGUACCACUACAUGUCUGACUCUAGAGGUCAAGCCCUUCUCUUUGCCGGUGACUUGUCUUACGCGGAUGACCACCCGAACCAUGACCAGAGAAAGUGGGAUUCUUGGGGCAGAUUCGUUGAGCCUUGUGCUGCUUACCAGCCUUUUAUCUGUGCCGCCGGGAACCACGAGAUUGAUUUCGUUCCGAGCAUUGGCGAGCUUCAUGCAUUUAGACCCUACAUGUACCGUUACCCUAACGCCUUCAAAACCUCAGGGAGUAUUUCUCCUCUUUGGUAUUCAGUCAGACGUGGUCCUGCUCACAUCAUCGUCCUCUCCUCUUACUCUGCCUACGGCAAAUACACACCGCAAUACGUGUGGCUCGAACAGGAGUUAAAGAAGGUGAACAGAGAGGAGACUCCAUGGUUGAUUGUCAUGCUUCACUCACCGUGGUACAACAGUAACAACUACCAUUACAUGGAGGGCGAGAGCAUGAGAGUUAUGUUUGAGCAGUGGUUCGUAAACAACAAGGUUGAUUUGGUUUUCGCUGGUCACGUUCAUUCUUAUGAGAGAUCCGAACGUAUCUCCAACGUUAAGUUUAACAUUACCAAUGGCUUGAGCACUCCUGUGAAAGAUCUUAACGCUCCGAUUUACAUCACUAUCGGAGAUGGUGGAAACAUUGAAGGAAUCGCAAACAAUUUUAUUUAUCCGCAGCCGAGUUACUCGGCCUAUAGGGAGGCUAGCUUCGGCCAUGCUCUUUUGGAGAUUAAGAACAGGACUCAUGCACAAUACACAUGGCAUAGGAACCAAGACAAUGAGCCUGUUGCAGCGGAUUCCAUCAUGUUGUUUAACAGACAUUUCUUACCAAAGGAGGAGAUUGUUUCCGGCAACACUCACUAG
Messenger RNA from Microthlaspi erraticum, 1404 nucleotides. The record is from the annotation of a GenBank genome assembly. NCBI's taxonomy places the organism in Eukaryota, Viridiplantae, Streptophyta, Magnoliopsida, Brassicales, Brassicaceae.